AGGCUGAGAGCAGCACAGCUAGAGACCUCUCUUCGUCUCAUCAGUAGAGAGAAAGGUUAAUUGUGGGGAAACUAAUGAAGACCUCCGUAGUCGUCGUUGCUGCUCUAGCAGCGGUGCUGUUCUUAGCACAGUCGUAUGCUUCCCUCGCCGGCGCCAGCGGCCCCAGGGUCAUCAUCGUCGGCGCCGGCAUGUCCGGGAUCUCGGCGGGGAAGACGCUGUGGGAGGCCGGGGUCCGGGAUCUGCUGAUCCUGGAGGCGACGGGGCGCGUGGGCGGGCGGAUGCACAAGCACAACUUCGGCGGCAUCAACGUGGAGAUCGGGGCCAACUGGGUGGAGGGCCUCGGCGGCGACCAGCUCAACCCCAUCUGGCCCCUCGUCAACUCCACGCUCAAGCUCAGGAACUUCUACUCCGACUUCGACAGCGUCGUCGGCAACGUCUACAAGGAGAACGGCGGUGGGCUGUACGACGAGGAGUACGUGCAGAAGAGAAUGGACCGUGCCUACGAGGUGGAAGAGCUGGGCGCCAACCUUACCAAGAAGAUGCACCCCAGUGGCCGCGACGACAUCUCUGUCUUAGCCAUGCAACGGCUGUUCAACCACCAGCCGAACGGGCCGACGACGCCUGUGGACAUGGCGCUGGACUACUUCAUAUACGACUACGAGUUCGCAGAGCCGCCGCGCGUGACGAGCCUGCAGAACACGCAGCCGACGCCCACCAACGCCGACUUCGGCGAGGACAACUACUUCGUGGCGGACCAGCGGGGGUACGAGUCCAUCAUACACUCCAUCGGCAGCUCCUACCUCUCCACCGACGGCAACGGCAAGCUCAAGGACCGCAGGAUCCUGCUCAACAAGGUGGUGCGGCAGAUCGCCUACAACAAACAAGGGGUGGUCGUGAAGACGGAGGACGGGUCGUCGUACCGUGCGGACUACGUGGUCGUCUCCACCAGCUUGGGCGUCCUGCAGACCGAUCUCAUACAGUUCAAGCCACAGCUGCCCUUCUGGAAGAUCGCGGCGAUCUACAGUUUCGACAUGGGGGUGUACACCAAGAUCUUCCUCAAGUUUCCCGAGCGGUUCUGGCCCGUGGGCGAGGGGAAGCAGUUCUUCAUGUACGCGAGCAGCCGGCGCGGCUACUACGCGCUGUGGCAGUCGUUCGAGCGGGAGUACCCGGGCGCCAACGUGCUCCUGGCCACCGUCACCGACGACGAGUCGCGGCGGAUCGAGCGCCAGAGCGACGACCAGACGAAGGCGGAGGUGGCGGAGGUGCUGCGGGACAUGUUCCCCGGCGCCGACGUGCCGGGCCCCGACCAGAUCGACAUCUACGUGCCGCGCUGGUGGUCCGACCGCUUCUUCAAGGGAUCCUACUCCAACUGGCCCGUCGGCGUCAGUCGCUACGAGUACGACCAGCUCAGGGCGCCGGUUGGGAGGGUCUACUUCACUGGUGAGCACACCAGCGAGCGCUACAACGGCUAUGUCCAUGGAGCAUACCUUGCAGGUAUCGACUCCGCAAACAUCCUCAUCAACUACAUCUUCAAGAACGAGGAGUACAAGGUCCGUGGCAAGUACGACGUGGAGGACGACCUAAUCGCACAGGCUAGAUGAACGACGACGAGUGCACACGCCGGAUGCCCUGCGCCACGACAGAGAGAGACAGAAUAAACUGCCAUGGCUUUAUUUGCCCUGUGGAGCGAUGCAUGCUUCCCCCUUCCCUUUCGAUCUAGAGCAACCCCAGCAGGCGCCCUGCACCGUCUGGCGUCUGCUUGCUGUUCAUGUCCCGUGUCUCUGUGUGUUUUUGGAUUGGAUGCCAAUGGAAUAAGAACGUAGGCUCGAGACCUCUGUUCUAUUUGGUGUU
Zea mays is the source of this 1851-nucleotide messenger RNA. RefSeq names its product polyamine oxidase 7. Bases 75 to 1601 code for a protein of 508 amino acids. Gene Ontology annotation, molecular function: oxidoreductase activity. Gene Ontology annotation, biological process: polyamine catabolic process. Lineage: Eukaryota; Viridiplantae; Streptophyta; Magnoliopsida; Poales; Poaceae. The transcript is spliced from 9 exons. The record is from RefSeq and is a predicted model, not a curated record.